AUGUCGAAUAGUAUAAACAAUACCGCAGAUUGCAAUCUGGCAGGCAGUUCCUCAUCGCGUACCCCAAACCUGAGAAAUAAUAAUGGUAACUCACUGUUUCCUUCUCCAUUACCCUCAUCUACCCGCCAACUUUCCACAGCUAACUCAACAUUGUCACUUGGUAGUAGUUUCAUAACCAACGACUCUUCCAAGAAGAAAAAAAAAUGGAGACGUAAUUUCAAUGAUUUGAUAACCGUGAGAAGAAAGGAUCUCCCUGAUUACGAGUCCAAGGAAAGAAUGAUCACCCAACAAAUGGCUUCAACUGCCAACCUACAAAAAAAAAAAGAUAUCCCAACCAUGGCCGUUGCUGCUGCUUCAUCAUCAGUAACAACUCCCAGCAGCAAAUCCAUGGCAUCUCAAUCAAACCGUAAGGGACUCUUCAAAAGCAUGAAAAAGUUUGGUAAAUCACAAGUCUCGGUCGAUGGGCCUAGUAAUAUGUUAGACAUAGAAGAUGAAGACUAUAUUCGACAGAAUUACUUCCCUGACAUUAAUGGACAUCAUGACGUUGCCUCCGGCAAUAAUAAUAAAAGGCUUUCUGACGAAAUAGAAUCUUACCAAAUAAGUCAUGCGCACAACUCAUCCGAAAGCUCAUCACUUCUCAAUAAUCUUUACACUGAUCACCUUGGAUCGACUAGGCCACGAGAAACCUUGAAUCAGUCUGAUGAUGAUAACGAUUUGCCUUUCUUGGUUGAAGCAUUAUCAAAUAGUGGGAUUGUGGUUCCCGGCUCUAUCGAACGUCGCAGUAGAGAAUCAGUACAUGAAAUUGGCAAUUCAAAAGAAUUUUUCAAAGAUAAAGACCCAAUUAGCGCCGAUUCUGCUGACAGCACAACAUCGCCUGUCCUGAGAUAUUUUGACACUUCAAAUCACAUAAAUAACGAUCAUCGGUCCCAUUACCAGAAUAAGCGUGCUAGUGAUAUCACUAUGGACGAAACUAGGAACCCAAGAACUAUUUUCUCCUCACCUCCAAUGAGUAAUGAUUUUGAUGCUAGCGAUUUGCAGGAUUAUGGAAACUCUCGCUAUCCUGUUGCACUUCAAGAUUUCUUAAGUGAUGACAAUGAGUCAACGAAUAAUUAUGGUAUUACAGAUGAGAAUAUUAAACAGCUGGAAUUAGUGUCUCAAAAUGGUAGUAUUCAGCCGUUGGCUGUGCAAAAUACUAUGCAUUCUAAUACUAAUGGAUCUUAUCAAGAAAAUGGUACUUCAACGCUAGAAAAUUCUGAUCCAAACCCUGCUGUCGUGUCACCUACAAAUAUGGCUACGGGCAACGAAAUCCAAACCGGUGGAGUAAGCUCAAAAAAAAGAGGAUUCAAUCCAUUUUCUAGAUUGAAACCUAGAUUGAAUAUCCUAAGUGGUAAUCGGUCAAUAAGUGGUAGUAGCUCUUUAAGUGCUGAAACCUCUAUUAGUAAUAAUGAUAACCAAACAGCAGCAUCUACCGGAGAUUCUAGCGCCCCUCAGAAUGAGAAUAGAGGAACAAGAAGAGAUGGACUGUUGCUUCCUAGCUUGAACUUGAGUAAUGCCAGAUCCCAUUUAAGUAGAUUUAAUUCCCCAAUGAACCUGCCAAUUAACGGAUCGUUUUCUGCAAGCAAUGCUAGUACCCCUACUAAUGGAAACUUUAACCAGAAUAACUCCAGUACCAACGACUUGGAUAAUACCUCGGGUUUCCAACAUCAGGCGAGAGUACUCUCGAGACUAUUGGAACAGUCAGCGGUUUCUACCCUUCGUAAUCUUAUCGGUGACUACAAUGGCGAAGAUGGUACUAGGAUCGAUAACAGAAACCGUAACAGAGGGUUGACUCUGAGGGUUCCUACCCUUCGGUUUGAAGAUGGUUCCGACUCGAAUUUCGCUGAGUUUACUAUGGCGUUGCAAGGUACUUUAUUGGCCAAUGAAUUGUCAAAUAGUGUUAGGUUGCAAAUGGAUAGAGAAAGAAGAGAGAGGCAAAAUCAACAAAAUGGACCAUCGGCGGAAAAUGAUGACAAUGAGUCAGAAAAUCCAGAGUCCUCAACAGCUAAUGACACAAGUGAUGAUAACGCAACAAGCCUAGAGCCAACCGCUGAAGAUUUAAGAACCCAAUCAAUGUCAUUUUUCAGGGCUUUCCGGUUCAGCUCAAGAAGAUCCACGAUCGAUGGAGAAGAUGACCAAGAACAAGUGCCAGUAUUGAUUCUUGGUGUUAGAUCUGGAUUACCAGAGGAAAUUGAUCGUUUCAAUAACAACAGAAAUAAUAACAAUAGUAGAAGCAACAAUAAUAGCAAUAAUAAUAACAGUGGAGAUAGCUCAGAUGAUGCUAUUAACAAUAGUAACUCCCAAGCAACUCCAGCAAAUGAGGGUGGUAAUCCCAACAACGCCAAUAACAAUGGCGGUGGUAGCGGAAUGUCAUUUUUCAGAAACAGAAACCACAGAUCUCGUUUCAGACUUGAAAACAGUCGUAAUAGCAGGCGUCUUGAAGAAAUCGCCCAGAGUUAUGAUCAACGUACCAGGGCGAGAAAUGAGAAUGCUCACGGAGCUCAAAGAUCAUGGGUUAUUUUUGUAAUGGGUCAUUCCUUCCCACCAGAUCAUGCGGUGUUGUCUGCGCCAACAAUUAUGUCGGAAAACCCAACUUAUGAUGAUUUGUUGGCGUUGCAAGCAAUGUUGGGUAGAGUCAAGCCAUUGGUGGCGACCCAAGAAGAUGUCGACAGAUCCGGCGGAUUGUUGAAAAUUGUGGUUGAUGAUGUAUCGGGGAUCAAGAAUUCUAUCAUUGAAGAAGAUCAGGACAAUGAUGAAGAAUCCGACUAUGAAUCGGGCGAUGAAGGCUUGGAAGGCCAUAAGCGCAACGAAAUCGCCACCAUUAAAGUUGUAUCCAAUGAUUCAUGUCCUGUUUGUCUUUGCGAAUAUGAGGACGAAGACGCUUGUCGGAAAUUGAGAGCCUGUGGUCAUUUCUUCCAUCAAGAAUGUAUUGAUCAAUGGUUAAUCACCGGUAGAAAUUCUUGUCCAUUGUGUCGUAAAAAAGGUGUUGCGGUCAAGAAGAAGAAGAAUAAUGAAGGCAACACUGGCACCACCACCACUACCACCACCACAGGAGAAAUCAAUUCUAUUGGUGGAAACACCAAUAAUCCCGAAUUAGAUUUCAGUGAUUCGGGAAACAUCACAGACACCAUUCCCGGUCCUACCAUAACCUCCUCAUCUUCGGAUGGGCCUGAAAUUUCUCAUGGGAUUACUUUUGAUAGAGAUAUGCCAUUGACAGCCCGUGACAGCUGGUAUGUUUCUUCAUAA
Saccharomycopsis crataegensis is the source of this 3282-nucleotide messenger RNA. RefSeq names its product RING-H2 finger protein. The record is from RefSeq and is a predicted model, not a curated record. The coding region runs from base 1 to 3282 and encodes 1093 amino acids. The transcript has a single exon. NCBI's taxonomy places the organism in Eukaryota, Fungi, Ascomycota, Saccharomycetes, Ascoideales, Saccharomycopsidaceae.